Messenger RNA from Cavia porcellus (domestic guinea pig), 560 nucleotides. RefSeq names its product secreted LY6/PLAUR domain containing 1 (gene Slurp1). The coding region runs from base 78 to 401 and encodes 107 amino acids. NCBI's taxonomy places the organism in Eukaryota, Metazoa, Chordata, Mammalia, Rodentia, Caviidae. The record is from RefSeq and is a predicted model, not a curated record. The transcript has 3 exons. Gene Ontology annotation, cellular component: plasma membrane.
GCCCAGCAGCUGAAGCUACAAGGGCUGGUACAAAGCCUCAAAUGAGGCCAGGUGCUCCCAACUCCUGAACAUCAGGAAUGGCCUCCCGCUGGGCCAUGCAGCUACUGCUCUUUGCAGCCUGGAGUGUGGGCUGUGGUGAGGCCUUCAAGUGCUACUCCUGUGACCGGCCCACACCUAUUCAUUUAUGCAAGAACAUCACUUUCUGCAAGCUGGAGGACACAGCCUGCAAGACCACCCUGGAGAAGGUGGAGUCAGAGUACCCUUUCAAUCAGAUUCCCAUGGUGACCCGCUCCUGCUCCAGCUCCUGCCUGGCUACUGACCCUGACAGCAUUGGGACUGCCCAUCCUGUCUUCUGCUGCUUCCGUGACCUCUGCAACACAGGGGAGCCACUUGGGUUCUAGCUACUCUGAGGGCCAUGCUCCUCGGACAUCUCUUUUGACAAGGCCUGGCACAGCCUGUGGUCAUCUCUGUCUGCCUCUGUAAUUGGAUCUCAUUGGACCUCAGGCCACUUACUCUGCCCCUAAGCUUGUAGAAAAUAAACAAACCAUGGAUGGAGACAA